UUUGGCAAAAUGGAUAAGUCAUUAUCAACAAACAGGAGCGCCAAAGACCUGAAUGAACUUUCCAGCCUGGGUCACUUUCUUAAGGGUUCUUCCGCUACUCUCGGAUUCAACAAGAUAAGGGACAGCUGCCAGAUCAUCCAGCAAUACGGCCACAGGAUGACCGUUGACGGCAGUGCCGAACCCGACGAGACGGUCUGCCUCAAAAAGAUCACCGACGCGCUCAAGACGGUCAAGGUCGACACGGAAAAUUUGGAGAAGCAGAUGAAGAAGUUCUUUAAGCAGGGUUAGUAAUGAGGCAAACUGGGCGCGCGGUCUGCACCAACUCCGACGGUUGUAGCACCCGCCCUCGACUCUACGAGCAUCCGAUCAAUACCCAGCCGGUAACGGGCAACAAGUGGAGCCAUGACUGGUUCCCGUUAGGGCAGACCGGGUGUACAAUGUCGGGGGACGGGCAGCGGCAAGCAGUUGCUUCGUGGGCAGGAGGGUAGUGCGAGGUCGGUCGGGCCAUCCUUUCAAGGAGUCAAGAUACCAGCGGACAGAAGGGUCCUGCCCACGAGAGAUGCGGGGUAUAUGUGCAUAAGGGGUAUGAGGUAUUUCACCGUUUGUAAACAGCUUUGGGGCUCUGGUCUAUCAGGGUAUGGCUACCCAUAUGUGCAUCGCAUCCGCCUGUCAAAGUUGGAGCUGUCUUGGGUUCAGAGUAGUCUAGAUUUCUAGCUGUGGCCUCGUCCACCAAUAGCGAUGUUCUUAUGAGCACGGGUUA
Messenger RNA from Chaetomium fimeti, 760 nucleotides. RefSeq lists its product as uncharacterized. Bases 10 to 288 code for a protein of 92 amino acids. NCBI's taxonomy places the organism in Eukaryota, Fungi, Ascomycota, Sordariomycetes, Sordariales, Chaetomiaceae. Gene Ontology annotation, biological process: phosphorelay signal transduction system. The record is from RefSeq and is a predicted model, not a curated record. The transcript is spliced from 2 exons.